Molecule: messenger RNA, 3674 nt
Organism: Lotus japonicus
Lineage: Eukaryota; Viridiplantae; Streptophyta; Magnoliopsida; Fabales; Fabaceae
Exons: 3
Coding region: 798-1838 (346 amino acids)
Source: RefSeq, a predicted model, not a curated record
UUUUUUUAGAAGAGAAAUUUUAUUAUUAACCUCAAAGUACUUUCGCCUCUGCUAGGGUUCCCGAUGAGCGACUCUUAGCACUGAUCUCCUAGCCGUCGCCGGUGGCGGCGCGCCGUUCUUCUCCUCCCCAAAUCGUCAUCUCCUUCAGUUUCUUGCUCUCCCCCCAAGGUCGCGACCGUUGACCCUUGUUCUACCUAUGUUUUUCGCUGUCGUGUCUCAUCAGCGCUCAUCCUUGAGGCGUUUCAAGGUCGUGUUCUGCCUCUGCUCGUCUCCUGUCGCCGUCUACUGCCCUGCCUCUGUUUUUCCUGCUCAUGGGUCUCACCAGCGCCCCUUCACGAGGUGUUUCUUGUCUCUUCUUCCCUGUACAAUUCAGUGACAGCGAGCACCUUCAGGACGGUGACGAAGAACGCUUAUGGUCCCUUUUUCCGCUGUUGAUCUUCCUCUGUUUUGACUUCUGGUCCCUGCUACUCUUCUCUAUUAUGUUGUUAAUGGGUUCUGGUUUAGGAGAAACCAGUGUUUGUGGUGAUGGGGAGGAUGAUGGAAAUGACGAUUCAGAUGGAGGGUCUAGGACAGACGCUGUUUUGGGUGCUAAGGCUCGUGUGGCUCUCUUUAAGGAUGGCAUUUCAGACUCUAUUUCCUAUCAUCAGAUUAGAGGAUUGUUCGUUCAAUUCGGUUGCUUGGUGAACGUUUUCGUCCUGCGCUCUAGGAGGCUUGGGAGACGAUUUCGUUUUGCUGUCGUCUGUUUCUCGUCGUUGAAGGCUGCUACUACGACGAUUAAAUGGUUGGAUGGGUUUUAGAUGGGUAAAGCUUCUCUCCUGGUUUCUUUGGCUAAGCCUCCGAAUAAGGCUAUGAUGGGUUUCGACACCAAAGUCUCUCCUAAUCGACUGGCCUCUAGGAUUUCGGUUUCGGGUCUUGGUGCUCCCUUUUGGAAGGAUGUUGUUGUGGGGUUAAAGAAGGAUUCUCAUGCGUCAUUAGGCGCCGUUGGAGAUGUGGUGGGACGCCCUUCUUUUGAUAGGGAUUUUGCUACCGUUCCGUGGAUGUUAGAUUUGGAGGGUUUUUCCGUUGUUGGCGAUCGCGGCGAGUUGGGGCUGAGUAUCCUUGACGAUGUCUUUUUCCUUGAGGCAUUUGAUUCUAUUUUGGAAGGUGGUCCAACCUUGGUUGUCAGAGGGAGGGAUGCUUUUCUUUUCCCUGAAAUUGGUUGUCCUUCUGGAGUGGUAGAAGAUAUUGAGGAUUUUGAUGCUUCUUCUCCAGUUAUUUCCCCUUCGAAGGCUAUUUGCGAGUUGGUAGUUGAUUCUCUGCAGGUCGUGUCAGUGUUUUCUUCUAGUAUUAAUCAGCUUGGUAUUAGAGGAAGCUACGAGUUUGGCUCGUUUCAUCCUUCUGUUGCUGGUGAUGGGCUUGGUUCUCUUCCUCCUAGGCUUGGAUGCCUGGUUUUGUCUGAAGAUGGUGGGGUAGCUCAACAUCAGCUUGUUGAUUUGGCAGUUGGUUUGGAUGCAUCGUCUUCAGAUGUCUUUGUUCCUGAUGUUCUUCUCCGUAGGCGAGGGCAUCCAAAAAAUGUCAAGAGAUGUUGUAAGCCACGUCAGGUGCCCCCGACAAUUGGUGUGGAUUCGGUUGUGGUUGAUGUAGGAGGCCCCUCCUCAAGUGCGAUCAUGCCUUUGGUAAAUCAAUCAUAUGCAAAUCAUUUAGAAGUUUCCAAGGCCGAUGCGAUGAGGUCAUUACCCACUCCACCGCUAAGGGUUGUAGCUGUUGCAUGGAAUGCUACCGUUGGAGGGCAAAUCCGGAACUUCCAGAUUAUGUUAUGGCUGAACAUCUUAGGUAAGGCUGUCAGAAUAGUACAAUAGCUUUUGUACUUGGAUAGCGACGUGAGCCUUAUCCUAGUUGACUUCUGAUCUGGCGACGCUUCAUGUUGGGACGCGUGUAGCUUAUGAGAUCAGAGUCAGAGGGAAGCUUGGAUCCUCUGACCUUCGUAGCUUCUGCUUCUGGACUGUUCAUCAGAACUUCUAGUCAUCAGAGUUGGAAGUACUUGGUCUUCAGAGCCAGCUUACUCUUGGACUUCAGAACCUUCACUUCUUAGCUUCUGGACCUUUAGAGCUUCAGGACCUUUAGGGCUUCUGGACCUUCAGAGCUUCUGGUCUUCAGAACUUGAAGUGAUCUGAAUCCAUAUCAGAGCUUAUGAUCUUCAGAACUUCUGAAGCAUAUACUACUGUUCAAACAGAACAUAGUGAGAGCGAAAGCAUUGUGUUGGCUACUCUUUUUGCUUUGUGCUUCUAAUAAGUGUGUUUCUAGACCAGAGUUAGAGCCUGUCAAUUGAACACUCAUAGAACAAUGUUAGAGUAUCAUAAUUGUUCAUAUACAAUAAUUAACUUGUAAUCAUCAAAACAUAGAGUUGUACUGCAUGACCAAUUCUUGGUCUUACAAUCUCCCCCUUUUUUAUGAUGACAAAACCAAGUAUUUUGAUGAACAAUUCUUAAACAAUAAACUGAAUACACUCAGAGUUUAGGGUAUCAGAGGUGAACUUAUUCUGAGAUGUAUGGUUUAUUUUGCUCGUUCUGAAUCCAAGUCACAGCUUGAUUCUAAGCUUAGCUCUCCCUGAAUCUAAGACUUAAUAAACAUGUUAGUAGCGUCUAGAUUCUGAGCUAAAUAAUAAUAGUGAUAAGAGUGAUAAAUCAAUCAGAUUCAUACAUGACAUAGAUUUUUAUAAGAAUAUUAGAGCGCAUGAAUAAUCAGAGGUAAUCAAGGAGUGAUAUCAGAGUCAAACUAUCAGAGCAUAGGAUCACUUCAGAAGAAGUGAAAAUGUUUCCUUAUUGGUGCCUCAUGAAAGAUCUACAGUCAUAGCGAUUGAUCACUUAAUAUUCUCCAAAAGAAAAAGAUAUCACACUAACACAAUAUACACAUCAAAAACUGGGAGUACUCCCUUUUUUUGUCAUAAGCAAAAAGAGCUGAGAGUGUGAGAAACUUAGCUUGAAGUACAAGGUACUCCCCCUUAGAGAAGGACUAAGUUAAAAAAAAUAAAAAUAAAUAGAUAAUAAAAAUAAUUAUGAAAAUAGUGAGUGUAGAUGAAGAAAUUAAAUGAGGUGAAGAACAUCGGCCAGAGAAGGAGCAAGACGUUUACCACCGGUCAAAAGACUUUAAGAUGAUCUUGAUAACGGGGUCUCGGGAAGGUGUUUCAGUGUUAAAUUCUAGCAAGCGUUCCAUGAGUAUAAAUAGCAAGGCUAUCUGAGUGAAUCAACCAUGGCAAACUCUGAGAGAGCUCUGAACGAAUUGAGAGAAAGAGCAUUCGAGCAGAACUUAUAUGUUGCUUUGUACUAUCGGAGGACGACAGUAUGCAACAUUCGUCAGCUUGUCUGCCGGUUGCUUGCAAUGGAGCUGAAUUCGGUCCUGGAUGCGGCAAUUUGCAUCUUUCUAGAAUUCGUGGAGGAGCUAGGCGAGCUCUUCCAAGAAGAGGCUGAAAUCACCAGACAAAUUGGUGGUUGGGAAUGGGAACUGGAGCUUCGAGAAGACGACACAGAGGAGCGAAAGGAAGAAUGCAAGAAUGAGAUGGCGCAGCUGAUAUAUCAGAGGCGCAUCUUAGAUAGGCAGCUAGCAGCAAUGUUAGAGCGUUAUCAUGUAAUGAGGAUGAAUCCUCCAUUCUAAAUGUACUCAACUGUUUUAAUGAAUAAAGAGAUUUUCCUUCCUCA